Messenger RNA from Aspergillus vadensis CBS 113365, 2008 nucleotides. RefSeq names its product YagE family protein. Bases 123 to 1718 code for a protein of 531 amino acids. The record is from RefSeq and is a predicted model, not a curated record. Lineage: Eukaryota; Fungi; Ascomycota; Eurotiomycetes; Eurotiales; Aspergillaceae. The transcript has 2 exons.
CCUCCCUCCUGUUCAAUUUUAUCUGUCCACCUUCUACCAAAGAUUCCCUACCCUGCGAUUCGCCAUUCAUUUGCAGAUUAUGCUCUGAGCAGUGUCUCAUCCCCCCCACCCCCUAUCCCACCAUGGUUACUACAGAAUCCUCUCCGCUCCUCCCCCAGCAUCACCUCCCGACUUCCUCCAAUACGUCACCGCGAGGAAACCGUCCGCCGCGGACAGUCACCUUCAACCCAUUGGCAACUGUUAGCACCUACCAUGACUCUACCUCCGCAGAUCCCACCUUUAGACCUCUCCAAUCCGGCUCGUCAUCUGCACCGCAUUCUCAGGAGAGCCAUUACCGACCGACCGGCCUCUCCGCCCUGAAUAGCAAGCUCCGCCGGCGGAACAGCCAUGGCGCUCCGUUCAGCACCACAAACACCCCAAUCGCUGCAGCCCCCAAAGUCGGACCGCAAAGAACGACGAAAAAUGCGCAGAAGCUGAAAUUGCUUCCCGAUCCAGUGACUGAGGCUGAGGAGGAACUCGGUGGUGAUGACUUUCCGUCCGAUGUCUAUUCGCAGAUUGCCCGAAUCAAAGAACCGACAGCGAGGAGUCAUGCUGCAAAGUUAGGAAAGGCCGACAGAGAGCGUUUGCCGCGAGUGACUGCAUACUGCACGGCCAAUUCGUAUCGACUAGAAGGGAUAAUCAAGUUUCUCAAGUCUCGCUCCAAGACCCGCGGUGCCAACCCAAAACUCUACGACGAAUGUGUCUACUCGCCAUAUGACUACGGCUAUGAGGAGAAGCAAAAUGGCACAUGGGGUCUGUCGAAUAAUGGAAUAAACAUGGGGGAUGGCCACCCUAAUCAACGGCCGUCCAAUGAGCGCCGCUACUCGGACAGUGUGGUUGAGGUCCAGGAUAACACAAACUCUCGGCGGGAAGAUCUCAUAGACCUACAGGACUCUCAAUCCCACGCCACCGAUAUGGACCAUGCUUCGACUACUGCUGUCUCGGACCACCAAGGAGAUGUACAUCCCGACUUUGACACGACGAUCCAUACCCCUGAAGUGUUCCUGUUCGAUUACGGCACCGUCGUAAUAUGGGGCAUGUCACCUGCCCACGAGUCACGAUUCUUAUCCGAUGUUUCCAAGUUUGCUGCUUCCAUCCUCAGUCCCGAAGAUACCCAGGUCGAGAACUUCAAUUUCUACUAUGCUCGCGAAUAUCAAGCCCGGAUAUACAACGACUUCAUCUCUCUGCGCGACCCGCGUAACCACAUGAUCAAACUGGCCAUCUCCCACGCAUUGGCACAAUCUGUCAAGACCUCCCUAUUUGAAGACCUCGUCUCUGAGACCAUCUCCAACACCGCACCCCUACCCGCCCAGAUUGCCCAGACAGGCAGUGUCAAUCUCACCCGGCGCCAGAUCAACAUGCAAAUCGGCGAAUUGUUCAUCCUACGAAUCAAUAUCCACCUGCAAGGCUCGGUUCUAGACUCUCCAGAACUCAUGUGGGCUGAGCCCCAGCUAGAACCGGUUUACCAGGCCGUCCGCAGUUACCUUGAAAUGGACCAGCGUGUAAGCCUGCUCACUGAGCGGUUGGACGUGAUAGCGGAUCUUCUUGCCGUCCUCAAAGAUCAAUUAACUCACCGCCACGGUGAGUAUCUUGAAUGGAUCGUAAUUGUUCUCAUUGCGGCAGAAAUUCUAGUCGCAGCCAUCAACAUCGUAGUUGACUUGUACGCUGGCGUGGAGUGAACACUACCUACACUUUCUACUAACAAUUACUACUACUUUUGCCUUGUUUACAUCACCCAAUAACACCCUUUGCUAUACAUCUACAGCCCCAUCAUCACUGCAUCACACCACACCACACUGAGUGUCCUCUUUCACUAUUCGUUCACUUCAGCGGAGUUAAGGGGUUCGGGCAUACAUCUGUCAUUUAAAGUGGGAACAGGAGUGAAAGUGGGAAUUACCAAAGCAAAGCCCUCCUUGCAUCGCUACGGACAAUACAUAUCUAUCUAUAUUUAGUAUCUAUUAUCGAUUCC